Messenger RNA from Cucurbita maxima (winter squash), 4752 nucleotides. RefSeq lists its product as uncharacterized. The transcript has 27 exons. NCBI's taxonomy places the organism in Eukaryota, Viridiplantae, Streptophyta, Magnoliopsida, Cucurbitales, Cucurbitaceae. The coding region runs from base 233 to 4162 and encodes 1309 amino acids. The record is from RefSeq and is a predicted model, not a curated record.
CGAUUUCGCAUUGCCAUAGCCACGUGAUAUACAUAUGCCUGCCCUUCGCGCCAGGCCGUCGUCUCAUCUGCUUGCUUAAUUUCUCUCACAACCAUAUCGCUCCGGUUGAUUCUCCGUCGGUUUCCUGUUCUUUCCCGGAAUAAUUUUCCCUGUUCCUUCAAAGCCUCCACACCUCCCCAUUUAACCUCUCACCAUUUUUGUUUCAUAGCUAGUUUUUCCUUCUAGGUCUACUAUGGCAGGAGUUUUUAGAGAAAGAGCACUGUCUCUCCUCGCCGCCGCUAACAACCACGGCGAUUUAACGGUGAAGAUUUCAUCUUUGAAGCAGGUGAAGGAUAUCAUACUAGCCAUCGAGUCAUCUUUCGCAGCAGAGCUCUACUCCUACUUGGUCGAGCUUCAGUCUUCCCCUGAGAGCUUACUACGUAAAUUGUUAAUUGAGGUGAUUGAAGACAUUGGAUUGAGAGCCAUGGAACAUUCUCCUCUGUUAAUGUCAGUUUUAUUGGCAUCUUUAAAGGAUGAAGACUCUAUUGUAGCAGGACAAUCAAUUACUAGUGGGCAAAAAUUAUUUUGUGGUGCUUUAAGAGAGAUGACCUUGCAGUUGCAUCGGCGGGGUAAAGUUGAGAGAUGGCUUGAAGAACUGUGGCUGAGGAUAUUGAAGUUUAAAGAUGAGGUGUUGGCAAUUGCCAUAGAGCCUGGUUCUGUUGGGAAGAGGUUGCUGGCUUUGAAAUUUUUGGAAACAUAUGUUCUACUUUUUACGUCCGAUACAAAUGAUCCACAAAAAGCUAUCUCAGAAGGAAAUGGGGAUGUUUUUAACAUUUCAUGGCUUGCUGGUGGGUUUCCGAUAUUGGAUCCAGUUGUGCUAGCGUCGGAAGCUAAUAGGAUGCUUGGUAUUCUCUUGAAUUUGUUGCAGACCAGUUCUGUUGCUGGUACAUACACAGUAACAAUUGUCAGUAGUUUAGCAGCUAUAGCAAGGAAAAGACCAGUUCAUUAUGGUAUCAUUCUAUCGGCACUGUUGGAAUUUGUUCCAAGUUUUGAGAUGGUAAAAGGGCGUCAUGCUGCCAGUAUCCAGUAUUCUAUAAGAUCUGCACUUUUGGGAUUCCUAAGGUGUCUGCAUCCAGCGUUUGUAGAGCUUGGUUUUCAGUCAAGAGAUAGAUUGCUAAAGGCUUUAAGAGCUAUGAAUGCUGGAGAUGCUGCAGAUCAAGUAAUCAGGCAAGUGGACAAAAUGGUGAAAGCUGCGGAUCGAGCUUCACGUGAUGCUUUGCUGGGCAAGGAUGACCAAUCAUCAAAUCAGCAUAAUGCAUCAGUGGAUCUAACGAGAAAAAGACCUAGGCUCCUGGACGAUGAAGAACUUCCCAAUGGCCAUGAGGUUUCCAAGCAAAUUCGCUUUGGUCCAGAUUUUCACCCAAUUUCCACAGUGCGAAAAGAAGGUUCUCGACCGAAUGCCAUCUCUAAUGGGACAUCCCAUGAUGUUCCUACAUUAGAUGUUGAAUCGACUCCUGCAGAGCAGAUGAUUGCAAUGAUUGGUGCCUUACUAGCUGAAGGGGAGCGAGGUGCAGAAUCACUUGAAAUUCUGAUUUCAAAUAUUCAUCCCGACUUGCUGUCUGAUAUUGUCAUAACUAACAUGAAGAACUUGCCCAAAGCCCCCCCUCCAACCACUAGGCAUGGGGACUUACCUGUAACUCAUCAAGUAAGUAGUCACGUACAAGUUCUGGCACCAUCAGCUCCAUUGAGUUCUGUGCAAACUUCAGUUUCUACUGCACAAGCUCCUUUUUCUUUGGCCACCUCCGCUGGUUCAACUUAUGCUGAGUCUGCUGUCAAUAGUCUCCCUGUUGACUCUAAACGCGAUCCAAGAAGGGAUCCCCGCCGCCUUGAUCCUCGCCGUGGAGUAUCAUCUGCUUCUAGUGUGGAAGAGGCAAUUUCAAAUACAUCUUAUGUUGAUGGUUCCAUAUCUUUGGGAAAAUCUGCUUCGGUUCCUGUUUCUACGACAAUCGAGAAUUCUUCGGUAUUUUCUAUAUCUAAAACAAAAGUUGAAGAAAAAAUCAUUGAAACUCCAUUCCCGAUUGGAACAGAUCAACCAACCCCCAAAUCAAAAUCUCCUGAUAGAGCUGAGAAAGUUGACUCUAUAUUAGAGAUUGAUGUCCCUCUGGAUCCCUUGUCUACUGCUGUUGGAAAAGCUGAUGAUGGUUUAGUUGCAGUUAAUUUGGUCGAUGACUCGGCAACAAAGAGGGAUGAUACAUCGUCUUCUAUAGAAUACGAUCAGUAUUCUCCAUCAGUUACGAAUGCAGCUGCAUCUGAAGAUACCUGUGAGGAAUUGCCUCAGCUUCCUCCAUACGUUGACUUAACUCCAGAACAGCAAAAAAGUGUAAGAAAUUUGGCAGCUGAAAAGAUAUUUGAUUCGUGCAAGAAUUUAAAUGGGGCAGACUGCCAUCAGAAAUGCUUGGCAAUAAUUGCUCGAAUGGUUGCUCAGGUUGAUGCUGAUGAUGAUAUUGUUCGAAUGUUGGAAAAACAAGUCGCUACUGAUUACCAACAGCAAAAGGGGCAUGAGCUUGCUUUACAUGUCUUAUAUCACCUGCAUUCACUCAAUAUUCUGGAUUCAGUGGAAAGUUCGUCUUUUGCUGUGUACGAGAAGUUUCUUCUAGUUGUGGCCAAAUCGCUGCUAGAUGCUUUUCCAGCUUCAGACAAAUCUUUUAGCAGACUUCUUGGUGAAGUUCCAGUUUUUCCGGACUCUACGUUGGAACUAUUACAUAACCUUUGCUAUUGUGAUAUUACUGACAACCAGGGGAAGGACAGUCCCGAUAUUGAACGUGUCACGCAAGGUCUUGGCACUGUUUGGAAUUUGAUUGUGAAACGACCACAUAGUCGGCAAGCUUGCUUAGAUAUUGCUCUUAAGUGUGCUAUGCAUUCAGAAGUUAAGGUUCGAGCAACAGCUAUUAGACUGGUGGCGAACAAACUCUACCGGUUAAGUUACAUUUCAGAUAGGAUUGAGCAACAUGCAGCAAACAUGUUCCUGUCUGCAGUAGAUGGCGUAGACCAGACAGAUGUAAAGCCUUUACCAUGUGGAUCGAUUGAGCAAAGCAUUGGAGGAGAGGGUGAGAGUCAGGAAACAUCCAUUUGUGGUUCUCAAGUUUCAGAUCCUGGAACCUCAGAAGACAAUUCGACCAGGAGUUCACAACCUACAGUUCAUGCCAGUUCAACCUUGUCACUUUCAGAAGCUGAAAGACAUAUUUCUCUUCUUUUUGCCCUAUGCGUUAAGAAACCUUGUCUGCUUCAAACUGUAUUUGAUGCUUAUGGACGGGCUCCUAAAGCCGUAAAAGAGCAGGCCGUUCAUGAACAUAUCCCUAAUCUUAUUACGGCCCUAGGCUCAUCUAAUGCUGAAUUGCUCAGAAUAAUAUCAGAUCCACCCCCAGGAAGUGAACAUCUUUUAGCAAUGGUUCUACAGGUACUAACUCAAGAGACAACGCCUUCUUCCGAUCUGAUCGCAACCAUUAAACAUUUAUAUGAAACUAAACUGAAGGACGUGACUAUUCUUAUUCCAAUGUUGCCCUCGCUUUCCAAAAAUGAGGUUUUACCUGUUUUUCCUCGGCUGGUUGAUCUUCCAUUGGAGAAGUUUCAGAGAGCGUUGGCUCACAUAUUACAGGGUUCAGCACAUACACGUCCAGCUUUAACGCCUGUUGAAGUAUUAAUUGCCAUCCACAACAUAAUUCCUGAAAAAGAUGGCCUUGCGUUAAAGAAGAUAACGGAUGCUUGUUCAGCUUGUUUUGAGCAACGUACAGUGUUCACUCAGCAGGUUCUUGCAAAAGCCUUGAGCCAGAUGGUCGAACAAACGCCACUCCCUCUUCUCUUCAUGAGAACUGUGAUUCAGGCAAUUGAUGCUUUUCCUACUCUGGUUGAUUUUUUCAUGGAGAUACUUUCCAAACUUGUAAACAGACAGGUCUGGAGGAUGCCAAAAUUGUGGUUUGGUUUCUUGAAAUGUGCAUUUGAAACACAACCUCAUUCGUUUCGAGUACUAUUGCAGUUACCACCGCCACAGCUCGAAAAUGCUUUGAACAAAUAUGUCAACCUUAAAGGUCCUCUUGCUGCUUAUGCCAGCCAGCCCAGCACAAAAUCUACUCUCUCUAGACCGACGCUCGUACUUCUGGGUAUCGAAAACGAAAGGCGUUUGUAGCAAUCUGCAUCCUGUUCAUCUUGUAAAGUUACGACAAAUAUCAUUGGUUCACAUAUCAACUCCAGAGUGUUAAAGCAACGAGCUUGAACUUGGGAAUUGGCUAAUCAGCUCUUGUUUGGAGUAUGAAGCGAUUUAUCGUCCGUCAUCAUCCCGUGGCAGUUUGAUUGCUUCGGCUAUAACUAACUUAUCGCACCUUGAUCAUGAUUCUGUGCCACGGUGCAUGAACCGGGUGAUUGUGAGCAGAGAUAACUCAGAAGAACAGGGGUUUGUACCUGACUAACAGCCAUCCCCAGAAAAUAAGGGGAAGGGAAAUGCUGAUUCUCCGUAGAUGUACAUAGAGAUCCGAUUAAAGAGUCGAAAGAAAUGUUGAUGUUUUUCAUUUUGGUUAGAUUCGUCCGGUCUAGUAGUAGUCCGGGUGGCUUGUACUAUUCAAACUUGUUGUUUGUAAUUUUAAUUCAGUAUUUUAUGGUUUCUUUCAAUGCUGUUUUUCAAGUCUUUUGCAGAUUUGAAACGAUUGAAAAUGUGCUAAUCAAGCUUGUGAGAAGCUUUAGAACAUUCCUUUGAAUUGACAUAAACAGGAUUGAGUUUUA